UUAACCCUGCAAAAAGAUAUUGAAAUAUAUACGACGAUGGAACCUGAAAAUAACGAAGAAUACAAUAUUUGUUACCCCAAUACCCAAACUAGCACUACUUCAAAGAAAAACAAUCCCUUGGAUAAGACUGAGGACAAACCUGAGGAUAUAGAUGAUGACGCGACUCGUUUACUUGAUGGGGAAGUUAAUAUACACAUGCUUAAAGAUAUAAUCAAUAUAGAGUACACAAAUAAAGAAAAAGAAAAUAAUGAAACUGGUUUCCUUAAUGUCGAGGACAAUGCUAUAAGAAAUGAUGUAAAUCUAAGUCAAGCAAGUUUAAAUGUUUUAUAUGAAUCUAAUCUAUAUGGAAAUGAUGAUUUAAAUGACGCAAAAAAUCAGCUCGAGAGAAAUCAGAACGCCGGCUUGUCUUUUAAUAUAAAUACAUCAACGCCAAUUGAAAAUAAGGAACUGUCAGAUGACGCUGUUAGCAGCAAUAAUAUUGAAAUGAAACGUCAAAAUAGAAAGGCCAGAAGAAUAUUUAGAAACGCUUGCAUUGACUUUAUCUCAGAUAAUGAAGAUUUCUCCCCGGGUAGUUCCGAUUGUUGGUAUCCUUGUGAAUCUGAAGAAUCAGACGUAGAUGGAAUAAAAAAAAGGAAAGUGAAGAAACAGAAGAAAAGCGCUAAUGAACGAGACAAACAGAAGAUAAUAAAAGAAAAAGUACCAGUAAUAUCUAGAUUGAAAAUUUCUCGUAAAAACCAACGUAAAUCCCAGAAAAUUUUGAAAAAUACAGGUAAAUCAUAUGAAAAUAGAUCGGGAAAAGUUAAAGAAUCAAAAUCGAUGAAAGAAAAUCCAUGCAUGCCUGGUAAAUGCACAAGAAGGUGCUAUGAUGUCACAGAUGAACGGCGAAAGAAUAUUUUCGAUCAUUAUUGGUCCUUAGAUUCUCAACAUCAACGCGACUGGAUUGUUCUACAUUCAAAGUUGACUGAUAUUAAAAGGAAAAAAACUAAGAAUGAUAUCAGCAAAAGGAACAAGACUGUUGAAUAUUUUAUUAAUGAAGGAGAAGGUUUGCGACAAGUCUGUCAAAAGUUUUUGAUAAAUACUCUGGAUGUAAGCCAAAAACUAUUACAAUAUACUAAUAACCAUGCAGUUGAAGGAAUGGCACUUGCAGAUCAACGGACAUUCAAUGGGAUUUUGAAGUAUAGUGAAGAAGCAAAAAAAUUUGCAAGGGAAUUUAUAGAUAAACUUCCUGCAGUUAGUUCCCAUUACUGCAGGCGAGACAGUCAAAAACUUUACCUACCGCAAGAAUUAAAAAAUAUUUCCAAUUUGUACCGACUUUAUGCUGACGAAUGCAAAUUAGGAAAUGUAGAGAGAAUCAGCGAAAAAAUGUUUCGACAAAUAUUUACAAACGAAUAUAAUCUAUCGUUUCAUGUUCCAAAAAAAGAUAAAUGUGUCCAAUGUGUCAAAUCAGAAAAUGAAAAUAAAUUAACAGAAAUGGAACAAGAGCAAUUAAAAAUUCACUUAGAGGAAAAGAAGGCUUCUUAUAACCGAUUUAAAGUACAUCAAAAUUUGCAAUCUGAAGAUACUGUCGUAACAAGUUUCGAUCUACAAAAGGUGUUAAAUACUCCCUAUGGUGAAUCGAUGUUACUUUAUUAUUCAAGGAAAUACAGCAUGUACAAUCUGACUUUUUAUGAAAGUCAGACUCAAAAUGGAUUUUGCUAUCUUUGGGGAGAGUGCGACGCUAAAAGAGGUAGCAAUGAAGUGGCUACAUGUAUCACAAAAUAUCUGAAAGAUGUAGAUACAAGAGGGAAGAAAAAUGUUGUUCUGUAUUGUGAUGCCUGCUGUGGACAAAAUAAAAAUAAAGUAGUCUUAACAGCUAUUCAUCAUUUUUUGACUACAUCACAGAAUAUUCAAGUGAUACAAAUUAAUUUCCUUCUGCCUGGGCACUCUUAUAUGCCUGUGGACUCCAUGCACGCAGUCAUCGAGAGGGAAGUGAAGAGACUAAUUGUAUGGAGUCCAUCACAAUGGCCAACCUAUAUUGAAGCAGCGCGCAAAAAGCCUUUUCCUUACAAAGUAGAAACUCUAGAGUAUUCAGACAUAUUGGAUUGGAAUGAACUGUCUGUCGAAGCAUUUUUAGGUGAUCCUAUCAAAGAUUUUAGAAAAAUGAGAGUGGUUACUAUGAAAAAAAAAGAAUUUGAACAGGCUUGACAUUAAAUAUUCUAUGAAAGAUGACGCUAAAACAACGGUAGUAGAAAUUUUCAAGGUCCCAACUUUGAAGACUAAACGAAGAGGAAAAAAGCUACCGAAGGCUACCAACAAUAUUUUAGCUCAGAGUGAGCCUUACGAAAACAUCAAUUUGUUGCCGCUUUAUACAAAGCAGCAAACAAUU
This is a messenger RNA of Amyelois transitella, 2365 nucleotides long. RefSeq lists its product as uncharacterized. The transcript has a single exon. NCBI's taxonomy places the organism in Eukaryota, Metazoa, Arthropoda, Insecta, Lepidoptera, Pyralidae. The coding region runs from base 37 to 2184 and encodes 715 amino acids. The record is from RefSeq and is a predicted model, not a curated record.